AUGGCUCUCGACGCUUACACCUACAUCUUUGCCAUCGGCACGCUCUUUGCGCUGCUUGAGGCAUUCAACAAUGGCGCCAACGAUGUUGCCAACGCUUGGGCUACCAGCGUCUCCUCCCGAUCCGUCACUUACCGCCAGGCUAUGGUCCUGUGCGUGAUAUUCGAGUUAACCGGAGCUCUAGCCGUCGGCGCGAGAACCGCCUCCACCAUCAAGAAUGGUAUCAUCCCCAGCUCGUCCUUUGGCGACAACGCCGGCGUGCAGCUCCUUGCCUUCGCUUGUGCCUCCGCCGGUGCUGCCACCUGGGUGAUGUGGUGUACCCGCAACUCCGCUCACGUCUCAUCGACCUACUCUCUCGUUUCGUCCAUCGCCGGUGUCGGUGUUGCUGCCGUCGGCGCCAGCAAGGUGCAAUGGGGAUGGAACAAGGGUACCGGUCUCGGCGCUAUCUUUGCCGGUUUGGCCAUGGCCCCCUUCAUUUCCGGCUGCUUCGGCGCCAUCAUCUUCAUGCUCAUCAAGGUGACUGUCCACAUGCGAAAGCAGCCUUUGCCCUGGGCUGUGUGGACGUCGCCCUUCUUCUUCCUCAUUGCCGGCACCGUCUGCUCUCUCUCCGUCGUGUACAAGGGCUCUCCUAGGCUAGGCCUAGACAAGAAGCCCGCUUGGUACAUCGCCUCUGUUUCUCUUGGUGUCGGCUUCGGACUUUUCUUCCUCUCCGCUCUUUUCUUCGUUCCCUACGUCCACGCCAAGGUUGUCAAGAAGGAUUACACCCUCAAAUGGUGGAUGAUCUUCCAGGGCCCCCUUCUCCUCAAGCGGCCUGCUCCCCCUGAUGCCGAGAACACCAAGGCCAAGGUUCCCAACUAUGCCGUCGUCCAGGAGGACAGCGAUUCCGAUGACGCCACCGCCCCCUCCACCCCACACCAGGGUGUCUUGGAAUCCAAGACCACUGCCACCGGCAACGACGUCAAAAUCGCUAGCACAUCGUCUGUGGACGACCGCGAGAAGGGUCUUGUAGUCUCUGAGAAUCCCCACGAGGAGUACAAGCGACUCCUUGCCGAGGCCCAGGAAAAGCACCACGCCAACCUGAGGAAGACGAAGGGCCCCCUCGGCUGGGCCAUGCGCCACCUCCACAGGAACAGGCUCGGCGCCGGCUCCAUCCACGAGACACACAACCUCAUCGCCCUCGUCAAGCGCAUCCCCGCUCAGAUCGUUGUCGCGCUUCUCUACGGAACGCACUACGAUAUCCACACUGCCCAGAUUGGCAUUCGCGGAUCCCCCGAGGGUAAGCGCAUGGAGCGCGUUUACAGCUACGCCCCCAAGUACUCCAACGAAGUCGAACAUCUCUACUCCUACGUACAGGUCAUCACUGCCUGCACUGCCUCCUUCGCCCACGGCGCUAACGACGUCGGUAACGCUGUGGGUGUCUGGGCUGGUAUGUACGCUGCCUGGUCGACCGGAAAGCCCAGCGCCUCCAAGGCUGAAGUGCCCAUGUGGCAACUCGGCAUCACCGCUGCUAUGAUUUGCAUUGGCUUCAUAACAUACGGUUAUAAUAUUAUGAAGGUCAUGGGUAACAAGCUCACAUACCACUCGCCCAGCCGAGGAUCUUCUAUGGAGAUGGGUGCCGCCAUUACCAUUCUUAUCUUCUCCCAGUACUCUCUUCCCGUCUCUACUUCUAUGUGCAUCACUGGCGCGACUGUUGGCGUUGGUCUCUGCAACGGCACCUUCAAGGCUGUUAACUGGAAGCGAUUCUUCCUCCUGUUCUUCUCUUGGAUUAUGACCAUCCCCAUUGCUGGUCUCAUUGGAGGCUGCCUCAUGGGCUUGGCUGUCAACACUCCCCACUGGUAA
Messenger RNA from Scedosporium apiospermum, 1836 nucleotides. RefSeq lists its product as uncharacterized. The record is from RefSeq and is a predicted model, not a curated record. The transcript has 3 exons. Gene Ontology annotation, cellular component: membrane. Bases 1 to 1836 code for a protein of 611 amino acids. Lineage: Eukaryota; Fungi; Ascomycota; Sordariomycetes; Microascales; Microascaceae. Gene Ontology annotation, biological process: phosphate ion transmembrane transport.